AAGCACAGCUCACCAUGCAUGAGGAGUAUUUAUGACACUCACGAUGGCCUUCUGGAGCGAGGCCGUAUCCAGGCAGCUCUGUGAUUAGCUGAGGAAAAGGGAGAAGGGGUGGGGUUUACUCCUCCCAGCUGCACUUUUUCUUGGUCACGUGUAGUUGACGCGAGUCGUGUUUCCGUACUGCACUUGCUACGUCAUCGAAAAUGUGAGGUGGUGAACGCAGCAUCCAGUUUGGUUGGCGGCAGUGGCAACUUUUAUCUCUAAACUGCGUUUUCAGGUGUCAUGGAAGACGCAACAGUUGCUGGCACCACAGACGCAUGGCUUGUGAUCCCCACUGCAGUUGGUGACACUUAAAUCUUUGUACACACACACAGAAUUGAGAGUCCCUCACCCAAGAAAUUAGUUAGAAAUGGAAUUGAAUGACAAGACAGGACAGGAUGAGUUAGUGUAUUGUGUCUAGCUGAGUGUCACUAUAAGACACGAAAUAACACGAUGCGGACAUGCUGCUGCUCUCAAGAGCAACUGCUGCAUGUGCUGAAGCCCUGCUUCUUGGGAAGUGGCUGGACAUCUCUCACUGAUGGCAAGAAAAGAAAUCUAAUAUAUAUAUUGAGGGGGAAAAAAAAGAUGGAUUCACAAGAUUGUGUCCCAACAAAUUCAAAACAAGAUAUGAGCCAUCACAUAAAGGGUAACGCUGGUAAACAUUAUCUUUGUGGCUAUUGUGCAGCCUUCACCAAUAUAGUAGUCACCUUUCCCAUCCAGAAGGUCCUCUUUCGACAACAGUUGUAUGGCUUGAAAACAAAGGAUGCAUUACAUCAGCUACAGAAAGAUGGAAUUCGAAAUCUCUAUCGUGGAAUCCUUCCUCCAUUAAUGCAAAAAACAACUACCCUGGCUCUAAUGUUUGGCUUGUAUGAAGAUUUCUCCUCCUUGCUCCAUAGUCACACAAGUGCACCUGAACUUCUAACUUGCAGCAUGGCAGCAGUGCUUGCAGGGACCACAGAAGCCCUUCUUACACCUUUUGAACGAGUCCAGACUUUGCUUCAAGACUACAAACAUCAUGACAAAUUUACAAACACUUACCAGGCUUUCAAGGUACUAAAAGUCUAUGGGAUUAGAGAAUAUUAUCGGGGUUUGGUGCCUAUUCUGCUCCGGAAUGGAAGCAGUAAUAUCCUCUUCUUUGGCCUACGAGGACCUAUCAAACAUUGUCUGCCUGAAGCAACUUCUUAUAGCACUCACUUGGUCAAUGACUUUAUCUGUGGUGGGCUGUUGGGUGCCAUACUGGGAUCCUUAUUUUUCCCAAUGAAUGUUGUAAAAACUCGCAUGCAAUCUCAAAUUGGUGGCGAAUUUCAGUCUUUUUCAAGAGUUUUUGUGACAAUAUGGCUAGAACGUGAUAAAAAAUUGAUGCAUCUUUUCAGAGGAGUCCAUCUGAAUUACCAUCGUUCUAUCCUGUCCUGGGGCAUAAUCAAUGCAACAUAUGAAUUCUUUCUAAAGCUAUUAUGAGAAAUGUUACCUUCCUUUGAAGCACUUCUAUUCACUUAGGUAUUUGUACAUUUUAGGUCACUUUGUCUCUGGAAAUAGGUUAAUUUAUGGAACUUUUUGUGAAUAACAUGGAGUACCAUGAAACUUGGAGAGAAUUCAAAGCAGCCAUUACAUUUCAGUAGGGAGAUGGAUGAUCUUGUUAGUGUCUGCUUAGUGUGGAAGGUAAUUAAUCUUAUGAAUAACCUUGAGUAUUUAUGGGGUAAAUAGCAAUAUAUCUAAAUCUUGAUGCAAUUCAAUAUACUUCUAAACAAGUUAAAGUAUUUAUAUACUGGUGGAUAAAUUUACCCAUAGUGGAAUAACUAGACAAAAGCAAAGUAAAAAAAAAAAAUCUGUAUAUUGGUCUAGUAGCUUAUUCUAUAAUUUCCAAUAUUUCCCAAUACUCAUAAUAAUCAAAUUUUAUGCUGCACAUUGUAUAAUUUGAAAAUAAAGAAGGAGCCAAUGAAAG
This is a messenger RNA of Passer domesticus (house sparrow), 1978 nucleotides long. RefSeq names its product mitochondrial nicotinamide adenine dinucleotide transporter SLC25A51-like. The record is from RefSeq and is a predicted model, not a curated record. NCBI's taxonomy places the organism in Eukaryota, Metazoa, Chordata, Aves, Passeriformes, Passeridae. The transcript is spliced from 4 exons. Bases 490 to 1494 code for a protein of 334 amino acids. Gene Ontology annotation, biological process: mitochondrial NAD transmembrane transport. Gene Ontology annotation, cellular component: mitochondrion. Gene Ontology annotation, molecular function: NAD transmembrane transporter activity.